UCAAUGAUCUUAAGAAUGGAUUUAGAAUUGUAAUUAAUGAUGGUGAGAAUAGAGGGCAAAGUGUUUGGAAUCUAUACCUCCUUAUUAUUGUAGGAGAAUAAUUAACUUGGUCUACAGGAUCUAGCUGAAGCUCAAAGAAAUGAGAAUAGUUGA
This is a messenger RNA of Paramecium sonneborni, 153 nucleotides long. NCBI's taxonomy places the organism in Eukaryota, Ciliophora, Oligohymenophorea, Peniculida, Parameciidae. The record is from the annotation of a GenBank genome assembly.